Molecule: messenger RNA, 1377 nt
Organism: Capsaspora owczarzaki ATCC 30864
Lineage: Eukaryota; Filasterea; Ministeriida; Capsasporidae
Product: GTPase 1
Exons: 3
Coding region: 238-1317 (359 amino acids)
Cellular component (GO): mitochondrion
Molecular function (GO): GTP binding; GTPase activity
Source: RefSeq, a predicted model, not a curated record
AAAAUGAAUGGAAAUGUUGAAACGAAUAGAGAGAUGCGAAUAUUCUAGCUGUAGAUCGAGCUGAAAAAGUCGUAUGUUGAUGAAGAAGGGGUUUCGGAGUUGAUUUUGUAGUCAAACACUGAACUUCUCAGCCAGUCUCUCUUUGACAUUUACUGCUCACUCUAUUGAUCACCAUUAAUCAUCAUCAUCCUUCCAUCUGGAUCAAUCUGGACAAAGCAGCGGAUAUCACACACAACAAUGGCUGCCGCCAGAUUCCGCACCGUGUUUGACGUGUCGGGACUGGCGCGACCGAAUUGGUUCCCAGGCCACAUGGCGCGCGGCAUGCGUGAGAUUGCGCGCAACCUGCAGCACAUUGACUAUGUGAUUGAGGUCCACGACGCUCGGGUUCCCGUCUCGGGUCGCAACCCACUGCUCCAGGCGCUGCAAAAGCCAUCCACGCUUCUGUUGAACAAGAUGGAUCUCGGCGAUCCGGCCGUCAACAAGAUAGCGAAGGCUCGAUUGCAUGAAAUCAAUCCACGUCACAACGUCGUGUUGACAAGCGCAACGCUGCGGCUGGAGCGCGCACUCACGCUCGUCGUCGACCACAUUUUGGCAAACGUGCCGGCCGAGCGCGCAGACAAGGACGGCGAGGGCAUUCACGCAAUGAUUGUGGGCAUGCCGAACGUGGGAAAAUCGUCCACCAUCAACGCGCUGCGCAGAUUGCUCACGGGCGAAGGUGCACGCGCCAAGGUUGGCCCCAUCCCCGGCAUCACACGCGCCGUCAUGCAGCCGCUACACAUUUCGCGUGAUCCCAAGAUUAUGCUGAUUGACACACCCGGUAUCAUGGCACCACACAUUCCAAACGUCGAGGUCGGGCUCAAACUCGCCGCAGUCGGCACAUUUAUCGAUCACCAGGUCGGAGAGGCGUUGAUCGCCGACUACAUCCUGUUCAGCCUCAACCUGCGCCGCAAGUUUGACUAUGUCAAGCGGUACAACAUGGACCAGCCGUGCGAUGACAUUAACGUCUUCCUGUCUGCACUUGCCCAGCACUCUGGACUCGUGCUCAAGGGAGGCUUGCUAAACACGACUCUAGCAGCUGCGCGAUUCAUCAAGGACUACCGAGAGGGAGCGCUCGGGCGCUUGACACUCGACGAUGCUAUUGUCGAAGGAGGACUUCCUGCUAUUGUCGCCGCACAAACCGCUCAAGCAAGCAGUCCAAAGGCGAGCGAGCAGGCGCGUCUUCCUCCGCUGGACGAAGAAAACUGGAAUCCUGUCGACGCCUUCGAUCGGUUACGGGCAGAAGAAAAGCGCCUCCGGGGCUUCAAGCGAAGGCGAUGAGACGUGUUGUGCGCAGGCGCCUUGGAGAAUCGAAAAAAAAAGAAAAGAAAUAAAAAGAGU